AUGAAAGUCAAAGCCGUUUCAUUUUUUGGUAUGUAUAAAAGUAAUGAUGUCAAUGGCUCUCAAAGUAAGCUAACCAUACGGCGAUGUGCAUCUGCUGCCAAUUAUUAUUCAUUACAUAAUGAUACUGGUGAUAGUAGUACUGAGACAGCAGAAGAGGGUGAUGGUCAAGAGGAAGAAAAAAGAAAUAAUAAUACGACAUUUGAAACUGAUUCUGGUAUUGGUUCGUUAUCUCAAUCUCGCCGGCAAAGUAUUUUGACACCAAAUAAAAUCGUAGCCAGUAGUUCAUCAAAUAUUAUUAAAACAACAACUAUAAAUAACACCGCUAAACAAGUAAACAAAUCUAAAAAUUUAUUUCGAAGACUUUUCCAAUCAAGAACAUCAGUAUCAAAACCGGUAAAAAGAGAAUCAGUUGCUGCACCAUUUUCUGCUUAUGGGCAACCAGCACCAUUAAUCGUGACUCAAGGUCCAUUAAGAGCAUUUGUUAUUCGUCACGGUGAACGAUUAGAUCGAUAUUAUUCAUCACAAUGGUUAAAACAAGCAUUCGAUCAAAAUGGAAAUUAUUGUCGAUUUUCACCUGUAUUACCUGAAACGUUACCAUUGCGUAAUCCAGUUAGUUCGUAUGAUUUAGAUACCCCAUUAUCUUAUAAAGGCAUUACUGAAUCGUUUUUAACUGGAACGGUUUUGCGUACAAAACAAAUUCAAAUUAAUUAUUGUUAUUCAUCACCGGCUAUACGUUGUAUUCAGACUGCAACAAAAUUAUUAGAAGGUUUACAAUUACAAAAUAAAGUAAAAAUUCGAAUCGAACCUGGUUUAUUUGAAUGUACUGGAUGGUAUUUGGAUGAAAUAUCGGGUAAAUAUUUACAACCUCAAUUUAUGACAAAGGAUGAAUUAAUUGCUAGUCAUUAUCCCAUUGAUAAAUCAUAUAAAGAACACUUGAGUUUGAACGUACUGGCACACGCAGAAAAUGAAUUAGAAUAUUAUGAGAGAAGUCAUUUAAUAGCAUCGGUAAUAAUGAAACAACACGAACAAGAAUUGAUCAAUCAUAUACAAGCCGAUAAAGUAAAUGUAAAUACGGCGAGUCAUGUAUUGUUAGUAGGUAAGAACGAUUAUUGAGUUAAGUAAGAAAAUGUUUAAGUCCAUUCGUAUUCACUGGUUCAACCAGGAUUCUUAAACUUCUAAGCCGUGUGCUAUAAAAAAAUUGUCGUUAGACCUUGUGAUUCGAACGAUUCUUUUUGAGCCUCAAAAGACGGGUAUACGACUGACAAUUGGCCCAGUUAAACUUUUUCAAAAAAAUGGCCCCGUAAGUAGUAGAAGAAUAUUGUCAUCCAUUCUUAAGUCAUUUUCGUAGUCAAAACCGGACUGGUUUUUCAUCGACAGGGCUCCAGUUAUAGUAGACGGCUGUCAGAGCUGGACAGUUCCGACCCCUUCCGGCUCCCGCGCCCCUCCUAGAGUUUUUAAAUGCGGCUCAGGCUCUCGAGUUAAGAAAACGAGAGAGAAAGAAAAGGACAAAGAAAAGAGAGAAAGAAACAUACUAUUGUUCUUUUGAAAAUCUUUUUGAAGUACACAUAUACUCUAUAAUUGCAUGAUAUAUACAUAAGGAAUCUUCUUUCGAAAGCGUUACAUUAAAUAGAAGGAGUUCAAGGCUGAGGUAACAUAUAUUAACAUGUCAUCAGCGCACACACUUAUAUUAUUAUUUGCCAUAUGAGUGCCAUUUUUACCUCGAUCGAACGUGCACACCGUCAUCCGCACGCCGGCUCAAUUUUUUUGAAAAAAGCUCUCGUUAGGGACCUCGGUUCUGAACAUCUUUUCCACUCAGAGUUUUGCUUCAAAAUGCUUGGUUCAGGCGAAACUAGCCAUAGGGUUAGAUAAAAAAAUUUUCGGUGAGCCAAAGACCGGCGAUGUUUUUAAGUUUUGAAUUUUUUCUUCACGCCUUCCCGCUUUGUAUAGGACACUUCGAAGUGUAUGUUUGGAAGUUUUUUCGGGUUGCUGGGGCUUUUUCGGGUUACGAAAUUAUUUGGCUGAGAAAAAAUAAAUUACUUAAAACACUAUUGCGCGUGUCUAGCUAACUCUAGCUGUGUAAGUAAUUCCGCAACGUUUUUUGGUGAUUUUGUUUUAUUUGCAGAAACUUUUCAAAAAGUCAGAACUCAAAAGCGAAUGAGCCAUUUUGUAGACAACUCAAUUCUCUAUCGAAUGACCUGGCUUUGAAAAGUUUUAGCGCAAAUCUCUUGGUUAGAAAAUUCAAAACAAUGAGAGCCACUUUACAAGUUCAUGAAAAAGACAUGCAAAAAGUAGCUCUCAAUGUUUUGAAUUUCCUAACCAAGAGAUUUUCGCUAAAACUUUUCAAAGCCAGGUCAUUCGAUAGAAAAUUGAAUUGUCUACAAAAUGGCUCAUUCACUUUUGAGUUCUGACGUUUUGAAAAGUUUCUCCAAUUAAAACAAAAUCACCAAAAAAAACUUUACGACCUGUCCACCUAAGGUUCGCAAAGUUAGAAAUUACAGCAGCAUCUCAGAUAUUUUUUAAAGACAUAUAGAUCGAUAGAGCUCGGUGAGCUGAACACGAUGGGGUCGUCAGAAUCGAGAAAAUACCUUUCUGUAAUGGCGAUAUUGGCAAAAUACUGAAAUUCGCGUAAAAAUUGAAAAAUGCACUUCUUUCGCGUAUGUUGGCUGCCUUUUUUCUGCGCUUUGUUCUAUGGCCUUCGGAUGAAGUUUUUCGGAUUAGCUCGAUAAACUGCACUAAAAAACAUGCUUUUCAAAUUCGGAUGGUUCUUGCUGGCUUCGCCGAAAAAUCCGCUCGAAAAAAUGCCGCCUCCGGUGGCGCGAAACUAUCUAGUUUUUUACCUUAAGUCAUAGAACGCUGGUUCUUGCGCCAAAAGAUGCGCCUUGAAACGGAGAACAAAAGUAUCUUUCUAGAGUUUCUAGGCACUUGGCAGACCUUAGAGUUACUUUCAGAAAAAAUUAGGUUCAAUUUACUGUAAUGAAAGUUCUGCUCUUCUUUGUUCAAUGGUGACGAUCCUGUAUGCACCUCAUCUGAUAGAAAAAUCUUUGGGCUAUUCAAAACAUUAUUCAGAUUGGUUCCAGCUUUUACUAAAAGGGCCAAAAACAAGGAGGUUCUUGUGAUUAUGACAGACGGUAUUGCUUAGACAACACCCGAAAGCUUCUUUUCCAUAUCUUUAAUGACUGGCCCCACCUGUCUGAUAUUGUACCAGCUCACUUUGUAGACAAUUUCAGGGGCUAUCUAGUGGUAUGUGUUCGAACAAUACAUAAUUUUCAUUAGCGAAGAAAAACAACUAACGGAGUGUUGAAAGCACUAAGAUAGGUCAAAAUUCUUAUAUUGGCCAAAUAUUUCAACUAUUGGCCCAUGUUGGAUUAUUUCUGAAAGACUUUUUUAUGGCCCAUCUUGAAGCUCGUGAAAUUCUCUAUUGAAUGGUAUAUCUAUCGUAGUGGCUAGUUUAGAAACGGUGAUCAGGGGAUCGUCACCAUUGAACAAAUCAGGCACUUUUCACUGCUUUCCAGGCAGUAUUUCUAAUGUCAAGGUACCCUAGAACGCUUUUUUCACUAUCAUAUAUAUAUGAACUUGUAGUCCGAGAAAUUCUCUAUCGAAUGGUAUAUGUAUCGUCAUGGCUAGUGACCAAGUGUGGACCACAGGAUCGAAAACAUGCUUUUCAAAUUCGGAUGGUUCUUGCUGGCUUCGCC
Molecule: messenger RNA, 3692 nt
Organism: Didymodactylos carnosus
Lineage: Eukaryota; Metazoa; Rotifera; Eurotatoria; Philodinida; Philodinidae
Source: the annotation of a GenBank genome assembly